AUGGUAUUCCGCCGUGUUGACGUUUUCACAGCGUUAGCUUCCAUCUACACUCUUGGCGUCAUUUCCUUGGAGAGAAUGUUUGCCGUCGCUUGGCCCUAUCGUCACAGAACUUUGAAACUGCGUGCUUACAUCUGUGCUAUUGCCACACCGUGGAUCAUGGCAGCAGUGAUCACUGUUUUAGUUUUCACUCUUAUCAACGUAUGGGGCCUUCUUAUUUUUUGUCUUGCCGCGCCUCUUAUAGUUAUGUGUCUUGCAUAUUAUGUUAUUUGGAAGAAACACAGAUCACCGAUGGGCAACCAGAAUCAGUCAAGAGAGGCGAGGUUAGCAAAGACUUUAUUUUUGAUAACAGGAGCUUCUAUUUUGACUUGGCUUCCAUUUCAAAUUCUUAAUAUAGUGUUAUACUUUGGCGUUAUAGGAAAUUUUUCGUACUCGACAUUUACAUUCCUACUCGUUAGGGUCUUACAAUUUAGCAAUUCUCUCGUGAACGUGAUAAUUCAUCCGUUUAGAAUCCCAGGAUUUAGGAAAACUCUUUGGCGGAUGCUCCGCUGUCAUCAAAGGUUCGACGAUCGGGCGCCAACGCCAGCUAGGUCAGAGUCUGUUGCGUCCCUGAGAAAACUAAAGAGUUCCAAAUGUUCACCAGGGAACCCUAAUCAGGAAAUUGCACUGUAAAUCCAUCACUGUCUCGAUUGUUAGGUAAACUUAUCUGCUUUUAGUAUGGGGGUGGGAUUUAUGUGAGGUUUAGUGCUGGGAUAGGUUAUAAAUUGAAGAGGGGCUUAGUCUCUUUUUUUAGAGUCUAGCAUCUCAUCGGGGGCUUUAACAUGUUAAAAUGUAUCUGAGAAGAGAAACAUCAGGUCUUGCCUGGGAACGUCCCCUUCGCUUCCACUCUUCUACAAAGCCUCAGUUUGAGCUCGUCAAUCGCGCAAAAAUUACAUAGGUUUACUCCUCCAUCAAGUUCUUCGGGGAAGGCCUCAGUGCGGGCAAAUUUUUGGCGAACGAGUACUCAUUGCUUCUCUAUGAAAGGGGACCCUGAAUAACGGGAAAACUCUUGUUGCAACCUGUUCCAACGCUUUGUAGAGGAUUCUUUAAAAAUGGCAGGGCGAACUCUGCAUGAAAACGAGCAAAUGCACGAAACACCACAAAAACAUCGAUAUCGAUCGAUGUCUGAACGUAAUGACGGCGCUAUAAACUUUUAUAGUGUCUUUGGUUUUUGGUUCAAAUAAGCUGAUCAUGCAUUGUUAUAGAUGUCUCUUAUAUACAUGCGAGUUUGGAAAAGGAUCUUUUGGAGGCAAUUUUUUGAAUGAUCUCACUUUUAUCCAUCUGCAUGAUUACCAUUAAUCGACUUCCUGAAAUUGAUGUCAACAAAAUUACCUCUAGAUUUGACGUAAUGGCUUUUGUAAGAUUUUUUCUCUCAUAAUAAAAGCACUUUUAAACUUAAAACUAUAAAGAAACACUGUCGAUAAUUCAGCCGAAAAUUUACAGAGUUUCUUUUUGAACUUAGAGCGGCAAAUAAACACCUUAUGGAGGAAAUUCGUCGCAAAACUGCCGAAAAUGAGAGCUUGAAAUUAAAAGUAGCGGAAUUGAGUCGCCGCAAAACGAUGGAUUUUAUUUUCUAUACAGGAUUUCCUAACCCAGCAGUGUUCGAUUGUAUCUAUGAAUGUUUAAACCGUGGAAGUGAAAGAGAUAACUUUAUCCACUAGCAUUCAAAAUCAGAUGAUUUAACGGAAAAUAAGAGAGCUGGUUAAGAUUCCCCUAACUUCCCAUUUUAAAGUAGGAAUUUUUAAAAACUCUCUGUAGGCUGAGGUAAGGGUUUAGGGAAGAGCAUUGCAGCAAUUUAUUAAAUAAAGGCAGACUCCCCUAAGCUGUAUCACCAUUUCGUGGAUAAAUUUUAUGUUUUUGAAAUUUACAACCUUUCCAUUGGGUCCUCUGGGUCCUCAAGGGAAAAAGUUGAUGAACAUAUGCCUGCCGACGGUACCGAGGUUCUUUGCCAGAUGCGCGAGAGCCUCCUUCUAAAAAUAGUGAACUUUAUAGCUCAUAUAUGACGCACACCACUCUUAAACGGUUUCUCUGGUAUCUAACCAGGAAGUGCCAUUACCUUUGUAAGCUAGCUCUCUACAGGACACAUUUCUGACAAAGAGAGUGUCAAGUUGUCAGGAAUUCCCAUUAUGAAAUUUGAUAGAGUAGAUUCUGCCGAAAAGGGUUUGCUUAUUGGCAAGCUUAUGAAUGAAAAAUUUGAAUCUGCAAGUGUCGGCUGGUAUGAACCAAAGGAGCUAAGAGGGUAUUUCUCAAAUUGAGUGUCUACCAGAGGUAAAUUGCUCAUAGUGGAUGUGUCAAAACUAGCUCAAGGUUGGAGCUGUGCUGGACAAGAGGCGACGUUUACGCUUUGUAUGAAUAAAGUUCUUGUCUGGGUCGACAAGGAAAUGUGUGGAAUAUUUGUCUUGGAGUACUCGUUCACUCUGGACAAAAAAAAAAAAGCUCAAAGAAGCGCGCAGUUUGGUCACACUAAGGAAUAUUUUGAUCCAGUCUUUUGCUGAAAUGUACGUACCGCAUACAGAGUUACCUAAAGCCUUUGUUGACAAUCCUUUGCACGAAUCGCCCCGACAUUGUAGCCAUAACUAAGUUCAGCAUUCUUUAACCGAGACGAAGGAUCUCUCCCAUUUGAACAACUUUAAGGAAUAUCUUCAUCGGUUCGAAAUGAAGGACCGCUCGCAAUGUUUUUUCUCGAAGACGGCAUCUGCGGCCAUUUUUCAUGCUAUUUUCAUGCUAUUCGAACCAGAUUACCUUGGUUAGCUACUAUUUUGGAACAAGGCGAACAAUAAUAAAAAAAAAUUUAUCUUCCGCAAGCAUCCAUAUUCGUAUUCAAAACAAAGUUACAUCCCAAGCGAGGAGAGGUGGCGUGAGUGUGCAUCUGUAUUCUCAUAAAGCAUGCUACAGUAAGCCAAUCAGAAUCUUUGUAAGAAUGGUUUAAAUAAAUCAAUCGGUUGAACAAGACUGAAGCUGUCAAAUUGUCAAGCCAUUAAAGUUCACAAACCAUUAAAGUUCACAAAUCGAAAUUGAAUGCCGAAUGCGAACACCUUGUUCGAUUCUGAGCGUUAUCUCUGGGAAGUUAUUAAGAACCUGAACACUCAUAUAGGAAAGUUACUUGAGAUAAAGUAGGCUAUGACAAUACUUUAUUCAUCGAUUCGAUUUAACUUUAAAUUAUUCUAGCAAUUGAUGACGUACACCAUCAUUUCCAGUGAUUCUAUAGCUUCAGCUUAGAUUCAGGGAGGAGUGACAAAAAGAUUGAGCUUUUAAUAUAGGAUGCCGUAUUGUGACAAUUCUGUCUAAAAAGUUUUAGCCUGGAAGGAUAUCAGUUAUGACACUUUUUUGUAGAACUCAUUUGAAACGUUUUGCUUGUUAUUGAUCUUCGCUAAGACAUCGUCACAGCGAAGUAAAUUUUCAUUCCACGCUUACAUGCACUAAUGGAGGAGAAUAAAACGCAGUCCCUCUUAAAGGGGUCUGGUGCAUUUCGGCUUAAAAAAAAAUCAAUGUCUUCUAAACCUCACCCAUGAAUCUGUCCUUGUCUAAAUAUAGUCUAAACCACCUUGAUUCUUCGAAAUAUUGCAAAGAAAUUUUCUUCCGAGCGAAAAUCGCUUAAGUACUCAAAGGCCCAUUUUCAACGGCGCCGAUCAUAAAGUAGGUGUCUCAUAAAUUAAUUAGACUACAACCGAUUCAUGGGUAAAGUUUGAAAGAGAUCGAUCUUUUGAACCGAAAUGCACCGGACCGCUUGUAGAGAAACUGUAUCUAAAUUUUUUGGCUAAGGUUACUGUCGACAAAGUAGGGUGCCUUACGGCAAAAUCGUCUUACGCGUGUUACUUUAAAAUAAUUAAAGCAUGGAAAAUAAUAACCAUAAAGUAAAGAUUCUGGCAUUGAGGAAAAAAAGGUUUUAAAAAGUUUUUUAAUAAGUUGGCACGUGCAUGCCCUUAAACACAAAACUUCAGGUGUCCGCUUACUUAAAUUGCCAGGCUCCGCGUUGACGCGGACAUCCAAACCGUAUAACUUAGAGGAUAAUAGGCUAACAAAAGUGAUCGGCGUUUUUUAUGUUUCUUUUGGUUCCUGAGAAAAUCUGUUUCGAAGUUGGACAAAAAAAACAUAUUGAUUGUCCUUCUUGUUCUUCGAGAAUUAUAAGCGGAAGGAAAAGUAGACAAAGAAAGCUAAGGAAGAAGAAAAAAGGUAGUGUGAACUAUGGGCGGCCGUCACCACCAAAAAUACAAGGAUGUCAAAUAGAUCAGCAAGUACAAAGCUGGUUUAAGGAUCAGCUGCAGGAUAGAAUAGCUAAUAAAGGAAUGGCAUGGCCAAUUAUAGACGGUUUAGUUUUCCUUCAUGAAACAGAACACCCUAAACAGGAAUAGUUUAGCUGAUAAAUGAUAAACGGUCCAGUUGCCCAUGUCGAGUUGGAACAUGAAAUUGCAACACAGUACACAAACGGUGUACCGUUGCGUCAAAUGGCACAGGGUUAUGUCGAGUAGCACAGCGUACGCACAAACGGUGUACCGUUGCGUGAAAUAGCUCAGUUUAAUGUAGAAUGGUACAGCGUACACACAAAUGGUGUAGCGCUGUGUGAAAUGGCUUAGCGUAAUGUCGAAUGGUACAGCGUACACGCAAAUGGCGUAAAGUUGCGUGAAAUGGCUCUGCGUAAUAUAGAAUGGUACAGCGUACACGUAGCGUUACGUCGAAUAACUUUGUAGAACAUCAGACGCUCUCUCUGAACAUUAAAUUGCUUAGCAUUACACGAAAUAUUUCGAUGUUGUGGCGAAUCGUCGAGCUUGCUUGUGGCGUGACGUGUAGGCUAUCUCGCCAAAACCACCAAAAAUACAAACCGCAAAUGGAACAGUGAUCUGCUGAGGGGCAUGACGUCAUCGAAUGUGAAGACUGUCGCGAAACCUUCACAUGGUGUAGUCGCUGUGUUGAAGAGUGUUCACUUCGCUCUGCCGUAAAGCAGAGCCAAUUCAGUGAGUUUCUCCUUUUUUCCCCCGCCGAUAUUGCAUUUAUUUGUUGUCGUUCAUGAAAGCGUUAAUUACAAUAGCAACGAGAUUAGAUUCUACCAUGGUUUGCCGGCCUCCCGGCUUCCCGGUUUACCACAGUUUGCACGCGUUGGUGAGCCUGAAUGUUUAUAGUAUUAAGUAGCGUUAAGACGUGCAUUAAAUGUCGAUUGCCGAGCUCUCCUUUCUUUUCUGACUCGCACUUACUUUUCAAUGAGAGUUUAACUGAAAAGGCUCUUUGAACAUUGCAGGAAUACGUGAGAAGUUGGAUUUUGUGUGUGCCUUGCACGCCAUGGUAAGUAAAACUGAUAUCCUUGAUCUGUUUUGACAUUGAAGAAAUGUAAAAUGGUUUCCGUGUUUACAUAGCCUGAUCUAAACACGCGGGAGGUUGGGAGAACACGAGAUAAGCGUAAGAAACCACGACGCGAAGCGGAGUGGUUUCCAGCCUAUCGAGUAUUCUCCCAACCUCCCACGUGUUUACAUCAGGCUAUGUAAACACGGAAACCAUUUUACAUUUCUUUUAUAAAAUAACUAAUGAAAGAGGAACGAAAACCGUGUUUACAUAGGCUCAUGUAAAAUGGUUUUAUGGCCAAUCAGAGCGCGCGUACUAUUUGAAUUAUUUUAUAAUUUUCAAUCAAACAUGUAGUGUUUGCCAAAGCAACGUUUUUUCCGAGUUGGUUUUGUCGUCCACACACCAAUUAAAAGCAUUCCGAUAUCACUCAGUUUGAUUGAAAAAUGUCAAAACAGAUCAAGGGUAUCAGUUUUCUCACCAUGGCGUCCAGGGCACACAUAAAAUUCAAAAUGUAAACUAUAAACAUAUUCAGGCCCACCAACGCGGGUAAACCGGGAGGCCGACAACCGCGUGGUAGAAUUCAGCCUCGUUGCUAUUUUAAUUGAUGCUUUCACGAACGACAAUGAAUAAAUGCAAUAUCGGCAGGGAAAAAAGAGGAGAAACUGACCGAAUUGGCUCUGCUUUACGGCAAAGCGAAGUGAAGACUAUUCAAUACGGUGCCUACGCCAUGUGAUGGUUUCGCGGCAGUCUUCACAUUCGAUGACGUCAUGCCCCCAGCAGAUCGCUGUUCCAUUUGCGGUUUGUAUUUUUGGUGGUUUCGGCGCGAUAGCCUUGGCGGCCGUCACCACCAAAAAUACAAGGAUAUCAGGCCUUAUUUUCACUACUGCCUAAGUAGUGCACAUUACUGCGAGGAUCACUUUCAUUAACGUCUUUAUCCGCAGUUCAAAUAUAUGACUUUCAUAUAUUCUUAACCAGAUAUCAAAUAGAUCAGCAAAUACAAAGAUGGUCUAAGGAUCAGCUGCAGGAUAGCAUAGCUAAUAAAGGAAUGGCAUGGCCUUCACGUCACGCAACAAGCAAGCUCGGCGAUUCGCCACAACAUCGAAAUAUUUCAAGUAAUACUAAGCAAUUUAAUGUUCAGAUAGAGCGUCUGAUGUUCUGCAAAGCUAUUCGACCUAACGUUCCACUAUUUGUGUGUACGCUGUACGAUUCGACAUUACGCUGAGCCAUUUCACUCAACGCUACACUGUUUGUAUGUACGCUGUACUGUACUCGUUAUCACGAGUAUGAUCAGGUAUUAUUUGUCACCUGAGGGGGAAGGGGAGAGAUUUUUUGGGGAAUCAUAUGGUUUACAAGGGGAACUGAGUGGGUAUCAGUCGUCACCGAGAGAGUCAAAAGGGCUCGAGGGGGGGAGGAAGCUAUUGAAUUUUGAAUGUUAAUGACCGGUUCCUUACAUUGGUUCUCUUGCGCAUUUCCUUUAUUUCCUCAUUUGUCUACUAUAUUUUCUCUUUAGAUCGAUAUGCAUCUUCUCUUUACUGUUUUCGUUAUAUUUCCAAUGGUACUGAAAAGAAGAAUUUUGGUUAAAUUCGAGGGUUGUUGAGUUGGUGAUCAUUCCUUCAUUCUCGUGUCUAAGGAAGCCAAGGAUUAACAACUAAGCUGGUUCGGUUAGCCGCUAAUUAUCACUUAAAUAUUCACUUAUUUAAAUUAGUCAGAAUAUUUAAUUGAGACUAACACUUACGACAUAAAUACCUAACACGGGGAUAACUAUCACUUAUACUUGUAUGAAAUUUAAAAAAUAAUAAAUAAAUAAAGCAAACAGGUAGACGAGUUUUGGAAAUAAAUGAAUAAGUUAAAAGAUUAAUAAAAGUCAAUGAAUGAAUAUGAAUUAAGCUCUAUUUUCUCGCGCGUGGUGAUGCGAAUGCCGAGCGUGGGAGUUUGAUAAAACUACAAGUGUUCAGCAAUGAAGUCCUACGUCCAAUAGAAGAGGGCGAAGUUUGCCCAUCGUUUGUCUGACUUUCUUUUCCUUAAUCUUAGGGAAAGAGAAAGCGAACACGAACUUGUUUUGGUACAUUGUUACUUUAUAACUUACAGAUCACGCGAAACGUGACCCUCGUGAUCCACUUGUAUCUUGUGAAAAAGCUGUGUUACGAAGGUUUGAGCUUAUACACAUGUAGGCUUGUACAGGGAUGAAUAAACAUGUGAUCAUUGAUAAAAACGAUGUUUUUUUGUCAAAAAAUCACCCAGCCUUGCUCAUUUUGAUUUGCUUCGAAGUUGUUUGGCUGAUUAAUGAGUUUCUUAAAAUAUCAUUACUAUGGACGAGAUAGCGAAGGGUUUCGUAACCCUGUACGUCUACAUAGCGCAAGAAGAUAAUAUUUUUUCCCUCAUUCCAGCGGUUGUUGUGUUCCGCCGCUUGGCACGUUCUGCUUUCCAGUUCGUUUACUUCUUUGAUUGUCGUAAGUCAUGAGUAAUGUAGAAUGGAAAAUUAGGAUGGGGAACGGGGAACGGGGAACGGAGAACGGGGAGCGGGGAAAGAGGAACGGGGAGUCUUUUUUAUUGCUCCUUUCUAUGGAAAACUGCAGGAAUCACCCAGUGUAAUCUAUCUGUCACCUUUUUGAAUGGGUCAAACAAAUGUUAAACGACUUUAUUGUCUAACCGAUCGAAAGGUAUGUUCCCUAGCCACAGGCAAAAGUCAUCCUUUAGCAGGUCGUCGCGUAAUUCAGACUUAUUACGUCCAUUCUUGUCACAUGUCAUGAGAUCAGAGAGGUAAAAAUAAACAAAAGCUUCAAUUUCUAUACAUAAAAGGAAAAAUUAUCAGUCAGCUCACGUUCUACCUCUCCUUGUUGAACAGCUGUGCACAACUUACAUAAUGCCAUUUUCCAAUGCAAACGCCUUAUUCCAUUCUGAGUGUUCUCACCGGAAAACUUCAAGGAACCCGUGGACCCGUUUGAGGAAGUCCAUUGAGAUAAGGUAGGCUUUGAAGAUUUUUUUAUGUGAAAAAUUGCUCUAAGCUUUGCAUCGAUCAUUUAGGGCAAAUGAUAAGGAGCGUCUUCUUUUUCCAUUAGUUCUCUGGAUGUAAGAUAAAACAUUUUGAAUAAGAAAUUUUGUAUUGCGGCUAUUCCGUCUAUAAUGCUAGGACCAUAAGCCCUCAUUUAUAACCCUUUCGAUGUAAAAAGGGCGUAGGUUUCUGAAGAAACUGUGGUGCUGCGUCGGUGGGAGAGUAUAGUAGGGUAAAUUUUAUUUUCAACUGAGUUGAAACGUAAAUUGACCACCGUGGACCCGUUUGAGGAAGUCCAUUGAGAUAAAGUAGGCUUUGAAGAUUUUUUUUAUGCGAAAAAUUGCUCUAAACUAUGCAUCGAUCAUUUAAGGAGCGCCUUCUUUUUUCAUUGUUUCUAUGGAUGUACCCUAAAUUCAGGGAAGACUGACAGCAAGGUAGAUCUAAAAAUUUCGGCUAAGAAAUUCAAUACUGCGGCUAUUCCGUCUAUAAUGCUAGGACCAGAAGCCCUCAUUUAUAACCCUUUCGAUGUAAAAAGGGCGUAGGUUUCUAAAGAAACUGUGGUGCUGCGUCGGUGGGAGAGUAUAACUAGGUAAAUUUUAUUUUCAACUGAGUUGAAAACGUAAAUUGGCCACCGUUAAGAGUUUUGCCAUUCGCUCUGACGAAGGGCUAACGCUCGAAACGUCAGCUUUGAGACUCCUAACGGUGGCCAAUUUACGUUGUCAACUCGGCUGAUAAUACCAUUUACCUCUCGAUGUAAGUUUGUCAUUUAUUCGAAAAAUAUUUUUCGAAUAAAUGUUUUCAAACUCCCGUAUGCGCCGAUAGAGACGUGUUACGAGAAUUCAGUGGUAACAAGAUUUAGCCGGAGAGCAUGCAUGGACUGUUUAUUGAUCUUUCCACAUAUUUAUAUUCCAUUCCCGACUCUUUGAGGAAAAUAAAAUGGUUUGGAUGGUUUAAAACCUUACUCAAGCGACAAGAAAGAGAAGGAAGUCUUUGAUCUAUUGCCGGCUUUAAAGAAAUAAUAUUUGCAGAUCAACGUCUUCCGUGACAGGAAUAAAUUACAGAUGAAAAAAAAAAAUAUUCAGGUAGAGAAUGUCAAGUUUUGACUCUUGCUUUUAUGAUAACCGUUUUGCGCCAAAUUCGUUUUUUUAUCAAGCCGAAAUACACUGGAUAAAAUGUUAUUGCAAUUCUGAUUCAACGAUAGAGGCACUCUGACCUUUUUUCCUAAUUUACAGUCCGUUGGGUCGUGUAAAUGUCGGUCAGGUCGCGUAAAUGAAAUAGAAGGCCAAAAUUGAAUGAAGAUAUAUGACGAUACAAGAGAAUAUCAACUUUUGAUAUUCUCUUGGACGAUAUAAAUAAAGAAAAAAUAAGUAAAUAAAUGGAUAAACGAAUAGAAAGAAUUUGUUAUACCACAAACGCUUGGAGCGAGUAACGGACUUUUCUAUUUUCCCUUUCUAUUUUGUUAACUUUUUUAGAAAUUUAUUCGGUUUUCCUUCUCUAUUUCUCUGGUUCUUUAUUAAAUUUUUUUAUUCGUUAUUUUGCUGGACAAGAUGUCAGACCUGAAGCUACCAAAUCGAAGCUUAGCUGCAGUUAUAACUGAGGCAGGCAUCUGCCUUACACUGAACAUCACAAGCAUCAUUGGAAACGGUCUGGUUUGUAUAGCAGCAUACAGAAACUCAAACCUGCGAUCAACCACCAACCUGUAUAUCAUUGCUUUAGCAGUCAGCGAUUUGUUGUGCGCAACAAUUGAAAUGCCUUUAGCUUCUUCAACGCUUGUUAUUGGUAGAUGGGACUUUGGCGACGUCGUCUGCGAAAUUCAAGGCUUUGUUGAUGUUUUCACCACAUACGCGACCCCAGCAACCCUUGGUUUGACAGCAGUCAACCGCUAUGUGAAAAUUGUGAAGACGGCGAAACAUAAGAAAUAUUUUUCGCCCCUCAGAUCCAAAAUUUGGUUGUUUUGCGUUUGGACUUUUCUUGUGCUUUACCUUUUGACUGGUCGAACGACAAAUUUUCUCAGUUUUGAAUUCGUACCUGGCUUUGACGUGUGCGCCUUGGUUUCGCAAAUCAGAGGGUUCGAGUCGUUCAUUUUUGCAUAACAUUCGCAUUGUUUUUCAUAGUACCGCUAUGCAGUGGUAUAUUCAGCUACUACAAGGUAUUAUCCACUACUCAUCAACAUCAAUUGAACACGGCUCCAUCGCUCGGUGACAGGACUAAUUGUGGAGGAAGAAGUUCAUUGAAGGAGAUACAUGUUACUCGAGUCUUGUUGUACGUGGCCGCUGGAUUUUUGUGUUGCUGGAUACCAAUGUGGGCAUUCAUGCUUUGGAAGCGUUUCUCUCCAGAAACCUGUCCUAGAAUAGCAGUAAUUCUCGUCACGUUUUUCCUUUUUCUGAGCGCUACAAUAAAUCCUUUUAUUUACGCUUUCACAAAUUGUGGGUUCCAAACCGAAUUUCGCAAACUUCUGUGCUGUGGUCACACAUCAAACGAAGUUGUCGCGGCUAAUGUCAACGAAGCGAUCGGAGAGGUUGAGGACGAAGCGAAUAUGUAAUACUUAAACAGACGGCAAGACCAUUGAUUUUUCAUUUGUAUUGUAAAUAAGCUUCAGUUUGAGUUCAAUUCUUUUUUUCUCUUUUUCCUUAGGAUAACAACCUUUUCGCCAUAGUUUUAUCGUAAAUUGAUUAAGAUAAUGUUGACUCGGGGGAAGUGAAAGUUUUCGUUCAAAUUAAAAGCAGAGCAGUCGCGGUCAAUGGAGAUGAAAAUUGUUUUUACCGAGCUAUUGUCUGUCAUCCAAAUAUUGAUGUCAAGGAUACACGUUGGAAGGACAUAUUUAAAAUGAUGACAUAUCAUGACGCUCAGAGAAUAAUCGAAAUACCUCUAACUUCUUUAACAUUAACGCUGAUCGUUGGAAAACUUUAGUUUUCGACGCGUGUGUGCCUAAAUGAUAAAGGAAAAAAUAAAAAGCAAUAUAGUGCCCUAAUGUGUGGGAUGACAGCGAUCCUUGAUAGGUAAAAUAAAAAUACAAAUAUAGCGAGAUAAUGUGACGCUUACAGCUGACAUGUUCGAUCAAGGCAAUAAAUUUUAGAUUUAGAAAGACUCAUUGUAACUAGCUUUCCUCGUCAUCUGUCACUUUCCAGAACGCGCCGUCAGAAGUUACUUUGAACUGAUAAUUAGUCAGAACAAUUUUCCUUUUGACCGGCUGUUCAAAGGUAAUAAAUAGUUGGCUUCGUGAUGCAAACGCCUUGCUAGACUAUGAGCGAUAUCGCCGUAGCUUUUAAGCGAAACUGAGGAUCUAUUUAGGAAAGUUCUUGAAAGUGAGGUACGUUGAGACAAUUAUUUAUUUACCAAGCUCCUUCCUUGGUAUUACAACAAACAAAAACAUCAGCUUUAGAAACUUUUUACGGUGGCCAAUAUACGUUACCAAUUCAAAAUUUUAGUUUUCGAUACGUUUGUAUGAGCAAAAGGAAACUUGAAAGUAUAUGCCCUUAGGUAGGAUAAUAACUAUGGUGAUUGAAGCAAUCGAUUCCAAGUCUCCUGUAAAGUGCAAAAAUGACAAAAGCUACGUUCCUAAAAAUAAGCUAUGUCUACACUGAUAUGCAAAAUCAAACGAUUGCUAUGUCAUUGUUAUUCAUUGAAGCUUACGCCACCUUAGCCGAAUGCUGUUCUCUUGCUCGUUUCUCUUUUGUUUGAUAUACCUUUGAAAGUACGCAUUUUGGGUCAAAGAAAAUUUCAAUUACGUUGAAAAAAAAAGUGCAGGUAAGACUUACGUAUCUUACGAACAACAAAAUCACCAUGCGUAGACAGCCUGCCUUUGCGUCACAAAAAUUAUCUAAAUAAUUCUUAUAAAUACCCUCGAAAAAUUUUGACUCGAAAAUUGUAUUUUAGCAGCGCCUAAAUACUAUAUAACAGAGAAAACAAAGCGAUCUAAAAUACAACAGACCACAAAGAGCAACCUUGGGUUUUUCUAUUCAAUCGUAUUUAGUACGACUUAAAGUGAAACUUGCCUUUGACCGUAUAUUUACUCCGCCUAUUCAUCCAUCAUAUUGGAUUUUUACGAGAAUUACCCUAAACUCCCGUUCCCCGUUCUCCGUUCCUCGUUCCUCAUCUUCCAUUUCCUGUUCUUGGUUUUAAAAACAUCCAGUUAAAAGCGCACGUUAAGAGUACAAAACAUUUUUUUUAUUUUCUUUUUAUUAUUAUUUUUGAUCGGGAUCAAGGAAUACACCAGGAGACUACGAGUUACAAUCGUAACCAAAAUUAUGCAAUUCCGUCGAGCGGUUACCGUUUGUAGUGCAUGGAAAAAUUUGAAAAGUUCUCUCCCUGUUACUCUACCUUCCAGCGUCUUUCAACUUCUUCCUGUUUUAUAAUUUAUCGUAUUACUUUGCUUUUUCCUAUAAAUGAAGAUUUACUUGAAUAGCCUUUAGGAAAAGUUUAUGGUAAUUUUUUCUUUUUAUAUUAUUUCGUAUUCCCGACCACUGGUAAAUGGCUUGAUUUCCGGUUGCCCGCGACAGAACUUUUCGUGGUCAGUGGAGUAACACUGUAGGGAAGCUCUGACACGACACACUUGUGUGCAUUCAGGGAAGAUUAUCAUACACUGAUCUAUCAGUGUAGGACCAGCAUCGAAGAGCUGAUUUAAAGGUACUAUUAUCAAGUUGCUACUGAUUGGAAGUUACAUGCAAUACAAUUCCUUUCAGAUAACAGCAGGGAAAAUUACUUAUCUGCUUAUGCUCAAUCGGCUGUCACGCUAAGAGGCGGAAGUUAGCGAAAUAUUUUAACUUAUGCACGGGACCUAAGUUGUUUUACGAUUUUGACAUGUAGAUAUUCAUAAUCUUCAGGUUUGACAAUAUGUAGGGAAAUACUGGAAGAGUUCGUUUGAUUUUUGGGCACGUAACGUUCUUCAGUGACAGUAGCUUGACAAGAGAUCAUAAGUUGUCUAGAUCGGUAGUUCCUAUUCCAGUAUUGAUAUGCCGGUUUACUUUAUUCCCUCUAAAACCAAACCGAAAAUAAGAAGUUCAAGGAAUAGACGUCUCUUUUUUAAUGUCGAAAGAAGUCGAAAAAACAGUAGCUUGACAAAAAAACUGAAUCGAUCGUCAAACAUUUGCGGGUUGUGGAAGGUACAUUAACGGGUUAAAAUGAACCUUCAAACUUUAAUCUGUGCAAUAGUCCGCGGUUUUUAUCGGUUUACCAGUGUAAUAACCCACACGGGAUGUUGGGAGAACGCAAGAAAACCUUGUAAAUUGCUAGCCAGAAGCGGAUGAUGGAUCAGUUUGAUAUCAGAUACUUUAGCUAACAGUUUCCUUGAGCUCUUUUCAAUGAUUUAAAGCGUCUUCACUUAGUAAUGAAAAAUAAAAGUUACCUUAUAAAUGUCUCUUGAUUCAUGUGCUUGUGUUUAUAUGGUAUAUAUAUAUAUAUAUAUAUAUAUAUAUAUAUAUAUAUAUGGUAUAUAUAUAUAUAUAUACAUACAUACGCGACAUACAUUACGCGAUCAUCGGACAGAUUUCAUAUAUAUAUAUAUAUAUAUAUGUAAUUGUGGGAAAUUGUAGCAAAUGCUGUUGGAGAGUGUUCAGUACACAUGAGUGUAGAGCAAAAUACAGUUCUAAAUGACUAAAAUGAAACACGAAUGAUUCCCUGUAACUCUGAGUUUCGUGCCUACGCACUCGUCAGAUUUCAUUUACGUCAGAUUCAAUUUACGCACUCGUCAGACAGAUCACGAUUGCGUAAGCACGAAACUCAGAGUUACAGGGAAUCAUGCGUGUUUCAUUUUAGUCAUUUUGAACUGUAUAUAUAUGUAUAUAUGUAUGUGUAUAUAUAUAUGUUAUUUGCCGGCUGGGAGGUCCGUAUGGUGAAAAACUGUGACCGAGGUCUUGAAAAUACUGCCCGAGGCCGUAGGCCGAGGGCAGCAUUUUCAAGACCUCGGUCUUAUGAUCUCGGUUUUUCACCAUACGGACCGACCCUUAGCCGGUAAAUAACAUAUUUAUUGUUUUUAAACUUGACGAAAUUCUUCCCGAAAGAACCCGAAUGAUUUAUGGCCGUAAAUACGGCAAGAUCUUCCAUAAACUGAACAAUUUUUGAGUGGGUAAAUGGUAGUUAAAAUAGAGGUGAUGCAAAUUUAAGAGAGAUGCCUCAGCGAAACAUUUUCAUUUCCGUAACGAUAAAGGUGAUUUAAAAGGCUUCCAAACAAACUUUGAAACAUUAUUUUUACAAGUAUCUGUCACAAUCUGACACCUGUCAAUUAGAGAGCGCGCAAGAAAAAAAAAUCGUAGGAACAUUUGAAAACCAACAGAACUAGUUUGGCAAGGACUGUCACGACAAUGUUUUCUUCAAAAUCAGUUAAUGAUCUAACGGAAAGUAUUAUUCUCUCUCAUCGACGAUUCAUUCAUGUACGAAGAUUUACCUCUGUUCAUUAAGUAAACGGCGAGGAAAGUAAUUGUGAGUAAAUUCAAUCUUUUUAUUUUGAAGUUGUGAGAGUUUGCUCGUUUGUUUGCUGUAAUGGCGUGUUUAACUCUGAUCUUUCCUUCACAAAAACUAAAUUCGAACGGCACACUCCAACGAGACACAAGGGAAUGUAAUGCGGCCUUUUCUCAAAAAAUUCCUUCAAUUUCUGUUGUGCAAUUUAAGGUACAAAUGUCCAAAUUGAACGGAAUUGAAAAGACUCAGGAGCGUAUAUUUGUUGGAGAACUUAAAUUAAAACUUCGCUCGCUCUUUCACUAUGAACAAAUUGCUCGAGAAAAUUCAGAUAUUAAAUGAAUGAAAGUUACAUCGUUCAGUUUAACUGUAACCAAAUACCCCACGUUCCAACUUUCUGGGUACUUUUUGUGAACGAUUAAAAUUAAUUGCAGAAGGUUUUUAGGCCGCUUGUCAACCAACGUAAUGACACUAUUGUUUAUACAAAUUCAUUCUGAAACCAAUAUUUUUCUGUCAACCAAAGUGAUUUGAUAGAGAGAAAAGAGAGGAUUCAUAAGUUAUUUAUCGGCUUGAGGUAGUGACCGACGUGUUUGCUUAAAAAUACUGCCCAGCCGGAAAACGAGGUAUAUUUAUGAAAAAUGACAACGAAAGUUGGGAUGUACUCGGCGACUCACGAAAGCGUUACUGUGGCCCGUGGGCAGAGAUAGGAAAAUACUGACCGGGUAAAGAACCAAUCAGAUUGCAAGAUUCGUUACCGUGCCCUCUAAAAAAACAAUAAAUAUAUAUAUGUAUAUGUAACAAUUGAAGUAUUAUUUUUAUGCAAAUUUAUUAAGUAUAUAAACGAUAGUACGAAAAUUUUUAACAAUAAAAUCCCCUGAUGAGUGAGCAAUCACAAAACAGGCUUGUAGUGAUAAAAGUAUAGUCUCUCUGUUUUUUCCCCUAUCGCAACAAAUAUCACGCUCUACUUUUACGUAUCGAGCACUGUAAAACGGAAAAAUCAAUACACAGACUUCCUAUAUAUGUAUGUAUAUAUAUAAUAUAUAUGUGUGAAACAGAUUAUAAACUGUUUAUAAUCUCUUGUAUGAAAGUAAUUCACAGUAAUUUCGCGAUUUCAACUUUCGCAUAUAUAAUCUUAAGUGUAUUGUCUUUCUUUCUUUCUUUCUUUCUUUCAUGGUAAAGGAUUACGGAUGAAGAAGUUUCUGGAUUUUAUUAGACUAGAAGCAGUUUCUCCUUCUCGAGUUAAAAAAAAGUGGAAAAAAAUUAAUUUCAGCAUGCUGCGUGGAGCUCUAGGUGCGACCUCUUUUUACUUGCGCGACGGGCUUCGUAGAAAAGGAGGGACUACUCAAAGCAAAAAGUUUCUUGCUAUCAUUUGACCAUAUUUCGUAAGUCCGACACAGCGAAAGGAUAAAUUCAAAUAUUGAGGCAGCCCAGAGGUCACCCUCUUUUCUUCUGAUUUGAAAUCAAACUGGCUUUGCAAACUCGAUCUCUUUGAAACCCAAGUGUAUGAUUUCUACUCUACAAUUUUCCUUCCUUUGCUGAACAAUAAAAAAAACAAACAAACAAAAAGCAAAAACAAAAAACACUAAAACAAAACUGAACAAAACAUGGUUUAUUGAUAUCUUAAGAAACCUAUAACGAUAUCAUUACAACAGGAAAAUGAAAUAUUGCUGUUUUACUUGUCUCGUAGAAAAAUUUAUCGUUAAAUCAUUUGGUAUAUUCUUAUUUUGCUACAAAAAGGGUAUUCUUGUUACAUCUUGGGAGGAAAAAACAGUUUGCUGAAAUGGAUUUGUGCUCAUGGAACAUGUUCUGGCUCCUGUGUUUUGGAUUGUUGGCGAUACUGAUCGUCUUUGGAAAUACUCUAACCAUCUGGAUAUUCCUGAAGCGGAAACAACGCAAACGAACUUAUUUUCUUCUAAUCAGCUUGUCUGUUGCUGAUUUACUUGUGGGAUUGUUGACCAUCCCUCUUUUUAUAGGAGCAUAUGAAGCAUCUUGGAUAACUGUAGACACGGUAUUCCUCCGUUUUGACGUUUUCACAGCGUUAGCUUCCAUCUACACCCUUGGCGUCAUUUCUGUGGAGAGGAUGUUUGCCCUCGCUUGGCCUCAUCGUCAUAGAACUUUGAAACUUCGUGCUUACAUCUGUGCUAUUGCCACACCGUGGAUCAUGGCAACAAUAAUCACUGUUUUACUUUUUACUCUUAACAGUGUAAGGGGCCUUCUUAUUUUUUGUCCUGCCGUGCCUCUUAUAGUUAUGUGUCUUGCAUAUUAUGUCAUCUGGAAUAUACAGAGAUCAUCGAUGGGUAACCAGAAUCAGUCAAGGGAGGCUAGGUUAGCAAAGACUUUAUUUUUGAUAACGGGAGCUUCUAUUUUGACUUGGCUUCCAUUUCAAAUUCUUAAUAUAGUGCUACAAUUUGGCGUUACAGCAAAUUUUUCCUACUCGACAGUGUCAAUCCUACUCGUUAGGGUCUUACAAUUUAGCAAUUCUCUCGUGAACGUGAUAAUUUAUCCGUUUAGAGUCCCAGGAUUUAGGAAUGCCCUUUGGCGGAUGCUCCGCUGCCGUCAAAGGUUCGACGAUCCGGCCCUAACGCCAGCUGGGUCAGGGUCUGUUGUGUCCCUGAAGAGACGAAAGAGUUCCAAUUUUUUACCAGCGAACCCUAAUCAGGAAAUUGCAUUGUAA
Messenger RNA from Pocillopora meandrina, 17369 nucleotides. Lineage: Eukaryota; Metazoa; Cnidaria; Anthozoa; Scleractinia; Pocilloporidae. The record is from the annotation of a GenBank genome assembly.